UUGCUCUCUCACAGUUUACUGUCAUGAACUCGAUUUGUUCCAUGAUAGUUAAAGUGGGCCCAUUAUAACUUCUCACUCAUCGUAACUGGAACACCAAUGGCAUACAAACUGUCUAUCCAAAUUCUGCAAGCAUGGCUACCCCGACCGAGAUAAGACAUGCUUAUCGACAUCUAUAUCGAAAUCUUCUCAAGGCAGUGCAAUACGCAAUUCCUGCUCGCUUCGUAGCCCGCGAUCAACUCCGGAGGGCCUUUCGCGAGCCAGGUGCCACAUAUGAUGGACGGGGCAUCAAGCGAACCAUAUGGUUUCUCCAGGCGGCAGCGAAAGAGAAAGGAUUGGAGCAUAAGAUCUUGAAGAACUUAUUGCGAGUCCGGCAGAUGAGAUACCGGAAAAAGGAUUACUCGGCUUAUGAUCCGUUGAAACAUGCAGAACAGGAGAUGAAGGAAGCGAAUGCGACUGCGUAUAAUCAUUAUGAUAUGACGGUCGCUAUGCUUAAUAAAACUAUGGGCAUCUGUCUCCGUUGAGAUUACUUGAGGCUCCCCCAAGUUUAUGCGAAGAAGAGCAAUCCACUAAGCCCAGGACUCGCCUCGGAAACCUGCGGUAGCUGAAGUUCUUGGAAUACGGACACACAGAUAUCAAGUUCUCAGACAAAGAAGGAACAGAGUUACGGAUGCGUAUUUUGCCAUCAAAGGCCUGAGGUACUAUAGAAGCUCCUCUAGCGGCUCUUCAUCGAGACGAUGAAAGGGACCUGUACAUCAACUGUACUACGUACACGAGGCACAAGGAGUUGUAUGGUUGAUGGCAGAUCUUGGACGGAAUAACCGGCAAAUUAUUUGCAUACGUUCUGACUUGGGCAUUCCCAAUUCCCCGAACGGAGAGACCUUAAAUAGUACAUGUACAAUACAUUGAACAUAAAUCGCAAUCCUCACUAGGCUAACCGAAGCCCUCAACGCCUUCAUAAAUGCUUUUCCUUUGUCUGUGAUGGUCUUCUCCUUCAACCAUGCUUGCUGGGUCUUUUAUCGGCAUUCGGGAGGAAGCUCUACUCCUCGCUCGGAACGUCAAUGUCAACACCAAGCUCCUCAGAGAAAACCUGGUUUAGGCUGGAUCCAUCACGAACGUAGAUCCAGUCACCCACAGCUGUGCCCUCUUUCUCGUUCUGGCCCUCGCCAAAGAGGCACCAGUCGUAGCGCUUAGGGCCAGAGAUGGGAGACGACAGCCAGAUCUGCUUAUUGGGGGGCUGUUUGUUGAUGAUGUAUGUGCCCUUGUCAGGCCAACUGAUGCUGAGGACUCCAGCCUGUAGAUAAAUGUAUCAGAUGGGGUUGGACGAUGAUCGCAUAAGUGAUACGUACUGAAAAGUCGACGUCGAUGUCUUCUCGCUGAUCCUGGAGUUCCUCAAACUUCCCGACAACAUUAUCGAGGUACUCGUCCGCAAGGUCAUGGUACUCUUGCUCAGUAAUAUCGGCCACAACAGCAUUCUGAUGGAUCUCUUCGGCUUCGUUCAAAGGCUUGGCAGGAUUCUCCGUAUCAGGCAUGAUACCCCGCUUGCUGGAAACCGUAGUCGAGAAGCAUUUUUGCGAAAGGGUAGAUCGGAUGGAAAGGUGUGUGAUUGCAGGAGCGAUACGGAAGCUUGAGCGGCAGAUGGGUGUUGAAGAGCGGAUCGCUCGCGAAGCCAAGCGGGAAGCUUGAAAUGCGAUUUGUCGGGACAUUUUGUUUGUUAGAAGAUCAACUUUCAGAAAUUGCGUCCUGACUAUAGUAUUGAAUGGUUAGAAAGGGCCCGUAAAUGAAAACCAGAAUAGCAUUCGCGGUGACGAGCUCGGUCAAUUGCUGUUAUUCAGAAGAUGAACGAAUUGAAGCAACCAAGCUCCCCG
This is a messenger RNA of Fusarium odoratissimum NRRL 54006, 1865 nucleotides long. RefSeq lists its product as uncharacterized. Bases 132 to 521 code for a protein of 129 amino acids. Lineage: Eukaryota; Fungi; Ascomycota; Sordariomycetes; Hypocreales; Nectriaceae. The transcript has 2 exons. The record is from RefSeq and is a predicted model, not a curated record.